Molecule: messenger RNA, 830 nt
Organism: Blastocystis hominis
Lineage: Eukaryota; Bigyra; Opalinata; Blastocystidae
Exons: 3
Coding region: 1-798 (265 amino acids)
Molecular function (GO): oxidoreductase activity
Source: RefSeq, a predicted model, not a curated record
AUGUCUGGUCUUCGCUUUUUGAAUAAGGUCGCUAUUGUUACUGGUGGAUCCAAGGGCAUUGGCGCAGGAAUUGUCGAGGAGUUUAUUAGAAACGGUUCCAAAGUAGUGUUUUGCUGCAGAAAUCCAGCCGAGGGAGAAGCUUUUGAAAAGAAAAUGAACGAGAUCGGUAUCGGAGAGGCUGCCUUCAAGGCGUGCGAUGUAAACAAAGAAGAUCAAUUGCGUGCUUUAGUUGAUUUUACUGUGGAAAAAUAUGGUCAGAUUGAUUGCUUGGUGAAUAAUGCUGGUUAUCAUCCGCUUCCCAACACGAUUGACAACUUUUCGGGACAAGACCUGAUGGAUUUGUUCCAGUUGAACGUUGUUUCCUACUUUUUGUUGUCCAAGUUCUGCCUUCCUUACCUUCGCAAAACGCAAGGUAGCAUCAUCAAUGUGAGUAGCUUGGUUGGUCGAAUGGGCCAAAAGAAUGCAGUCACCUACUGCACCACAAAGGGUGCGAUCCAUGCUAUGACCCGUGCAUUGGCCAUCGAUGAGGGCGUUCAUAACGUGCGUGUGAACAGCAUCUCGCCUGGCGGCAUUUGGACGCCGCUGUUCGAAGAGUGGGUGAACGCGACCUCGGACCCCGCCAAAACGCUGCAGUGCGAGGAGGACCAGCAGCACAUUCGCAGACUGGGCACUGUGGAGGAGUGCGGAAAGCUGGCGCUCUUCCUUGCUGCGGAUGCCACCUACACGACAGGAACGGAUAAUAUUAUUAGCGGAGGCAGCGAGCUGGGUUAUGGCAACAAGUUCGUGCGCCCCACAUAAAGUGUUCUGGAUUGAUGCAUGAGUCAGAGCUU